GGUUUAUUUAAGGAAAUGGUGCCCAACCAGGAAGUACAGGUCGUGAGGCUAGUUAAUUAUUAGUGAGACCCGUGUCGGUGUUUGGUGUUCAAAACUGUGGCCGGCUGGGCUAUUUAAUGUCACCCCAGCUCUGAGACUUUCAGCUCAGCCAUGCGCCCAGGCCUCUGGGAGAGAUGCUUCUUCUGGUUGUGGGGGCUCCUUUUGUGGUUCAGCGUUGGAAGUGCAGGAGAUACACCUCCUACCCAACAGCCAAAGUGCACUGACUUCCAAAAUGCCAACCUCCUCCGAGGCACCAAUCUCAAAGUCCAGUUCCUUCUCUUCACCCCUUCGGAUCCCAGCUGUGGGAAGCUAGUUGAAGAAAGUAGUGACCUCCAAAACUCUGGGUUCAAUGUCACUCUGGGAACCAAACUAAUUAUCCAUGGAUUCAGGGCUUUAGGAACAAAGCCUUCCUGGAUUGAGAAGUUCAUCAGUGCCCUUCUGAGAGCAGCAGACACUAAUAUCAUUGCUGUGGACUGGGUGUACGGCUCUACAGCUGCCUACUUCUCAGCUGUGGAAAAUGUGGUUAAGCUGGGACUUGAGAUCUCCCGUUUCCUCAAUAAACUCCUGGAGCUGGGUGUUUCGGAAUCCUCCAUCCACAUCAUUGGUGUGAGCCUGGGGGCCCAUGUUGGGGGCAUGGUGGGACAUUUCUACAAAGGCCAGCUGGGACGGAUCACAGGCCUGGACCCUGCUGGACCGGAGUACACCAGAGCCAGCCUGGAGGAGCGCCUGGACGCUGGAGAUGCCCUGUUCGUGGAAGCCAUCCACACAGACACCGACAAUUUGGGUAUUCGGAUUCCUGUCGGACAUGUGGACUACUUCGUCAAUGGAGGCCAAGACCAACCUGGGUGUCCCACCUUCAUUCAUGCAGGCUACAGUUACUUAAUCUGUGAUCACAUGAGGGCUGUAUACCUCUACAUCAGCGCCCUGGAAAAUUCCUGUCCUUUGGUGGCCUUUCCCUGUGCCAGCUACAAGGCCUUCCUGGCUGGACACUGUUUGGAUUGUUUUAACCCUUUUCUGCUUUCCUGCCCAAGGAUUGGGCUGGUGGAACAAGGUGGUGUCAAGAUAGAGCCACUUCCCAAGGAAGUGAGAGUCUACCUCUUAACUACUUCCAGGGCUCCAUACUGUGUGCAUCAUAGCCUUGUGGAGUUUCACUUGCAGGAGGCAAGAAACAAGGACACCAACAUCGUGGUCACUUUCUUUAGCAGCAACGUCACCUCCUCAGCUCAGAUCACCAUACCUAGACAGCAACUGCGGGGGAGAGGAGUCCUAGCGCAUCCCAACCCUCAGUGCCAGAUACACCAAGUGAAUCUCAAGUUUCAAGCUUCUCACUGGGGUUGGAGAACUGAUCGAUCUCCCAUUGUUGGGAAGUUCUGCACCGCUCCUUUGCCCGUCAAUGACAAUAAAAGGACAGUCUGCUUACCUGAGCCAGUGAACAUACAACCAGGUGUGACUGUUUGUCGUGACCUGAAAACUACAUGUGUAUAGUACAAGCCUGGGCAGGACACAGAGGCCCUGGAUUUUGGAGGA
Messenger RNA from Pteronotus mesoamericanus, 1566 nucleotides. It is a transcript of the gene PLA1A, whose product is annotated as phospholipase A1 member A. NCBI's taxonomy places the organism in Eukaryota, Metazoa, Chordata, Mammalia, Chiroptera, Mormoopidae. The record is from RefSeq and is a predicted model, not a curated record. The coding region runs from base 151 to 1524 and encodes 457 amino acids. Gene Ontology annotation, molecular function: lipoprotein lipase activity. The transcript is spliced from 12 exons. Gene Ontology annotation, biological process: triglyceride catabolic process; fatty acid biosynthetic process.